Peromyscus leucopus (white-footed mouse) is the source of this 4654-nucleotide messenger RNA. It is a transcript of the gene Axl, whose product is annotated as AXL receptor tyrosine kinase. The coding region runs from base 556 to 3222 and encodes 888 amino acids. The record is from RefSeq and is a predicted model, not a curated record. The transcript is spliced from 20 exons. Gene Ontology annotation, biological process: positive regulation of kinase activity; natural killer cell differentiation; nervous system development. Gene Ontology annotation, cellular component: signaling receptor complex. NCBI's taxonomy places the organism in Eukaryota, Metazoa, Chordata, Mammalia, Rodentia, Cricetidae. Gene Ontology annotation, molecular function: transmembrane receptor protein tyrosine kinase activity; ATP binding; protein binding.
GCUGAGGGUGGAGGCCCAAAAGGGGAGCGUCUUGGGCUGAGAGGAGUGGAAAUUCUGCAGGAAUGUUUACCAGACCCUGAGAGAGUCCAGGGGGACAGCGCCCAUUCUCCUAACUCACCAGCCCAGGAUCGGCCCUCAGCCACCAUCAGCCACAAAGAUCUUACAAAGGUCCUCCACCUCCCCAGCCUCUCUCCAAGGCGCCAAGGCCCCUUUAAGACGAGGCCGAUCCAAUACUCUUCUCUUUUAGUUAACCCCUCCGAGUCCCAGUGGCCCCUGGGCUGGGGCCCUAGUGGGCGGAGGCAGAGGGGGAGCCAGGGGCGGGGAAAGAAGUCUGGGAGGGAGAGUAUGAGGCAGGGUAGCCGGGAAGACAGCUAACUGCGGAGGAGUAGAGCCAGCCGAGGGGCUCCCGCUGUGCCAGGCGGGCAGUGCCAAAUCCCAGGAGCCCAGAGCUGGGGGGAGGGCCGGGGACAACCCGGCCCUGCCCCCUUCCCGAGAGAGGUGCCCAUCAACUUCGGAAGAAAGUUUGGCAUCGACUGCAGUAGUGGUGUCCUGAGGAUGGGCAGGGUCCCGCUGGCCUGGUGCUUGGCGCUAUGGUGCUGGGGGUGUGCGGCUCCUAAGGACACACAGGCUGAGGCUGACAGCCCAUUUGUGGGGAACCCAGGGAAUAUCACCGGUGCCAGAGGACUCACAGGAACCCUUCGGUGUGAGCUCCAGGUUCAGGGAGAACCUCCUGAGGUGUUGUGGCUUCGAGAUGGACAGAUCUUAGAACUGGCUGAUAACACCCAGACCCAGGUGCCUCUGGGUGAAGACUGGCGAGAUGAAUGGAAAGUCGUCAGUCAGCUCAGAAUCUCAUCCCUGCAACUUGCAGAUGCAGGAGAGUACCAGUGUAUGGUGUACCUGGAAGGACGGACCUUCAUGUCUCAGCCUGGCUAUGUAGGGCUGGAAGGUCUCCCAUACUUCCUGGAGGAGCCUGAGGACAAAGCUGUGCCGGCCAAUACCCCCUUCAACCUAAGCUGCCAGGCGCAGGGACCCCCUGAACCCGUGGACCUACUCUGGCUUCAAGAUGCUGUUCCCCUUUUCCCCACCCCAGGCCACAGCUCUCAAAACAGUCUGCAAGCUCCAGGCCUGAACAAGACAUCUUCUUUCUCCUGUGAAGCCCACAAUGCCAAGGGAGUCACCACAUCCCGCACAGCCACCAUCACAGUGCUCCCCCAGAGGCCUCACCAUCUCCAUGUGGUUUCCAGACAGCCCACGGAGCUGGAGGUAGCUUGGACCCCUGGCCUGAGUGGCAUCUACCCGCUUACCCACUGCAACCUGCAGGCUGUGUUGUCAGACGAUGGGGUGGGCGUCUGGCUGGGAGAGCCAGAUCCUCCAGAAGAGCCCCUUACCUUGCAAGUAUCUGUGCCCCCUCACCAGCUCCGGCUGGAAAAGCUCCUUCCUCACACCCCAUAUCACAUCCGGGUAUCCUGCACCAGCAGCCAGGGCCCUUCGCCCUGGACCCACUGGCUUCCUGUGGAGACCACGGAAGGAGUGCCCUUGGGUCCCCCCGAGAACGUUAGCGCCAUGCGGAAUGGGAGCCAGGCCCUCGUGCGUUGGCAGGAGCCAAGGGUGCCCCUGCAGGGCACCCUGUUAGGGUACCGGCUGGCAUAUCGAAGCCAGGACACCCCUGAGGUACUUAUGGACAUAGGACUAAAGCAAGAGGUGACCCUGGAACUUCGGGGGGACAGGCCUGUGGCUAACCUGACUGUGUCUGUGGCAGCCUAUACCUCUGCUGGGGAUGGGCCCUGGAGUCUUCCUGUGCCCCUGGAGCCCUGGCGGCCAGGGCAAGGACAGCCACUCCACCAUCUGGUGAGUGAACCCUCACCUCCUGCCUUCUCGUGGCCCUGGUGGUAUGUACUGCUGGGAGCAGUUGUGGCCGCUGCCUGUGUCCUCAUCUUGGCCCUGUUCCUUGUCCAUCGGAGGAAGAAGGAGACCCGCUAUGGGGAGGUAUUCGAGCCGACAAUGGAGAGAGGUGAACUGGUAGUCAGGUAUCGUGUCCGAAAGUCCUACAGUCGCCGGACCACCGAAGCCACCUUGAACAGCCUAGGCAUCAGUGAAGAGCUGAAGGAGAAACUACGAGAUGUCAUGGUAGAUCGGCAUAAGGUGGCCUUGGGGAAGACUCUGGGCGAAGGAGAGUUUGGAGCAGUGAUGGAGGGCCAGCUCAACCAGGAUGACUCCAUCCUCAAGGUUGCCGUAAAGACAAUGAAAAUUGCCAUCUGCACAAGAUCAGAGCUGGAGGAUUUCCUGAGUGAAGCUGUCUGCAUGAAGGAAUUCGACCACCCCAACGUCAUGAGGCUCAUUGGUGUCUGUUUCCAGGGUUCUGACCGAGAGGGUUUCCCAGAACCUGUGGUCAUCUUGCCUUUCAUGAAACAUGGAGACCUACACAGUUUUCUCCUGUAUUCCCGGCUCGGGGACCAGCCAGUGUUCCUGCCUACUCAGAUGCUGGUGAAGUUCAUGGCCGACAUUGCCAGUGGUAUGGAGUACCUAAGUACCAAGAGAUUCAUACACCGGGACCUGGCUGCUAGGAACUGCAUGCUGAAUGAGAACAUGUCCGUGUGUGUGGCAGACUUCGGACUCUCCAAGAAGAUCUACAAUGGGGACUACUACCGCCAAGGGCGCAUUGCCAAGAUGCCAGUCAAGUGGAUUGCCAUCGAGAGUCUGGCAGAUCGAGUCUACACCAGCAAGAGUGAUGUGUGGUCCUUCGGCGUGACAAUGUGGGAGAUCGCCACCCGAGGCCAAACUCCCUAUCCAGGAGUGGAGAACAGUGAGAUUUACGACUACCUACGCCAGGGAAAUCGCCUGAAACAGCCUGUGGACUGCCUGGAUGGCCUGUAUGCCCUGAUGUCUCGGUGCUGGGAGCUAAACCCACGGGACCGGCCAAGUUUUGCAGAGCUUCGGGAAGACCUGGAGAACACAUUGAAGGCUCUGCCCCCUGCUCAGGAGCCUGAUGAAAUCCUCUAUGUCAACAUGGAUGAGGGCACAAGCCACCUUGAACCCCGUGGUGCUGCUGGAGGAGCUGAUCCCCCGACCCACCCCGAUCCGAAGGAUUCCUGCAGCUGUCUCACUGCAGCUGAAGUCCACGCUGCUGGACGCUACGUCCUCUGUCCUUCUACAGUUCCUGGACCCAGUCUGUCGGCUGACAGAGGCUGCCCAGCACCCCCAGGGCAGGAGGACGGAGCCUGAGACAAUCUUCCACCUGGGAUGCCCUCUCAGGAUCCAAGCUUGGCACUGCCACUGGGGGGAACCUCACCCCCACUUUGCCACUCCUGGCCUUCUCCCCGACUGCAGCAUGAUCUUUCCUCCCUUCUCAAAUUCAGCACAGAAAGACUUGUCCUUCUUUCUGUGUCGUAAACAUCCUAUGCAUAAAAAGAAGGGUCGGGCUGCAGUCUCGAAGGAUCUUCUCAGAUCUGACAUCCCAACAUUCUGUAUUCUACGGUUUGAGUCUAGAUUUCAAGGUUCUAGAUCUCAAAGAUGAUAUGAGUCCUUGGGUCUAAGGAACCGAGACCCUGGUUUCUAAGUCUCAAGAGCUAUUGUUGUAGACAUGGCCCACUGUUCAAAGGCUCUGAGAUUCUGUGGCUCUAGAUUUUUCUGGUUCUAAAAUUCUUGGUGAUGCCCUUAUAGUUUUUGGUUGCACAGCUCUGAGAUUCCAGGAUCUAAGGCCUUGUGAUUCUAGACUUUAUUUUUCUGGAGCUCAGGGUCCUAUGAGUGGAAGCUUCUAGAUUUUAAAAUUCUACAGGUUCUAGGCAUGAAGGUUCUAAGGCAUACUGUUCUCAAAUUUAACAGCUCUUCAUGUUGCAAUACUCCAGAUCAUAAUGUUUCAAACAUUUAUUUUCUCAAUUUCUAAGAUUCCAGUGAUGGUCAUUUACAGCCUCUGAGGUGUUAUGAUCAUAAGUUCUUUUAUAUAAAACCCUCAUCUCAAGGGAAUAAGAUUCUAGAAUCUGAAAUUCAAAAGCUUUAAGAGUCUCCAGACUGAGUUUCUAAGCUAUGAUGUGAUGAUAAUCUAAAAUUUGGUCUGAGGUUCUAGAUUCUCUAAGAUUCUACAUCAUAUGCCCCAAAUUACAGAUUGUUAAAUUUUAAUGUUGGCCUGCUCUUGAUCUCAGGCACUGUAAGAUACUGUGGGUCCAAGACUCGGGGUCCUAAGAGGCUCACAGUUAAUUGUGACUAACUAGACACCAAAGUUCUAACCAUUUCUAAUGCUGGACACCUCUGAGUUCUGUGCUGCUUCCUGCCUUUCUAGCACUUAAUUAAAGACCCGAGAAUACAUGUUUCUAAAAAUAUUAAAGCUCUAAGCACUGUAACUUAGGAAUCCAGUGUUCUGAGAUUUGAAAGGUCCACAGGUCUAGAAUAUUAGGUACGAUUCCAAGGUUGGGACCUUGUAGCAUUCUUCUGUAAGCCUUUCCCUCCUUAGCCACCUAUGCUUCCUCUUCUCAGGUGGGGUGUACCCCACCUCAAGCCUGUGCAAUGCAUUGGGAAUGCCUUUCCUCCAAGGGAGGGACCUUCCUCCCCUCCUAAUGGGCCAUGUUGCCCCUUGAGCCAGUCCCUUAUCCCUGUGUGAAGUGUGGGCUCUGGUGCCUCCAGAGAGGCUCAAAUCACAUAAAAUGUUUGUCAAUCACUG